Molecule: messenger RNA, 474 nt
Organism: Aphanomyces astaci
Lineage: Eukaryota; Oomycota; Saprolegniomycetes; Saprolegniales; Verrucalvaceae
Exons: 1
Coding region: 1-474 (157 amino acids)
Source: RefSeq, a predicted model, not a curated record
AUGAAAGGCGACAACAAGAAACUGGCUGAGCUUCCCGUGGCAAUGCACGGCGUCAUUGGGAACACCCCCAUGUCGGACAACCCCACUGAUCCCGACUGCGGCUUGCUUGUGGUCGCCGAUUUCCUUCUCUCCAACGGCGUGCUGAACGCGAUGAACUUUACCUGCAUAGACAAGGUGCAGCCUCUGAAUUUCGACAUCCCGGACGCCUUGGCUCUCGAGCUGUUUGAUCUGGACGGCGGCGCCAUGGACGACAAAAUACACAACCCCGCGCAAGAUGCCAAGGACUACAAGUCCAAGUAUACUGACGUGAAGGUGUACAAGUCCAAGUAUACGCAGAUGAAGGUGGGUGUGAUUGUCCUCAGCUUUGCAGUCGUUGGCCUUGGUGUUUAUGCGUUCCUGAAACAUCGUGAAGCCAAAGCGACGCGAGGCAAGUAUGCAGUCUACGAAGACGCGUGCACGAGCAACGCUUCUUGA